This is a messenger RNA of Notodromas monacha, 288 nucleotides long. The record is from the annotation of a GenBank genome assembly. Lineage: Eukaryota; Metazoa; Arthropoda; Ostracoda; Podocopida; Cyprididae.
AUAAGCAUCAGGCUGUGGUGAGAUUGAAUGAUGCCCCGACAAGAGGAUUUGAAGACUUUGUUGGGUCAAGGCCGGCCACGCUGAGAUUUUUCAGCAAUUUGUACACGGAGUUGUUGGUGGAGGAUGCAGCAGAAACUUUCUUGGCCCUGGACAAACAUCAGACGACUUUGCUGACCUGGGAUCACUGCUGCUGCGGAUACAGACACUAUUCCUAUUGUUGGGAAUUCACAGCAGAAGACUCAGUGAGGAAAUUGGAUCUCAGUGUUUUCACCCCAGGGGAGAAUAAUC